GCAGCGGGGAUAAAUGGCGGUGACGCGUGUUGCUCGUCCCCGCUCUCACUUCUCCGUCAGAGGACGCGCACUCAGGAGCAUUCACGAACGUGAAGAUCAGACCAGAUCAGACAAAAUGGUGAAGAUCGGAAUCAACGGAUUCGGACGUAUCGGUCGUCUGGUGACCAGAGCCGCCGCCACUGGUGGCAAAGUGGAGGUGGUGGCCAUCAACGACCCGUUCAUCGACCUGGACUACAUGGUCUACAUGUUUAAGUAUGACUCCACUCACGGCGUGUGGAAGCACGGAGAGGUGAAGGCCGAGGGCGGCAAGCUGGUCGUGGGCGACAUGCACAUCACGGUCUUUCACGAGAGAGACCCCGCCAACAUCAAGUGGAGCGAUGCCGGCGCCGACUACGUGGUGGAGUCCACCGGUGUGUUCACCACCAUCGAGAAGGCGUCUGCUCACCUGAAGGGCGGCGCUAAGAGGGUGGUGAUCUCCGCUCCCAGUGCUGAUGCUCCCAUGUUUGUUAUGGGCGUCAACCACGAGAAGUACGACAACUCCAUGAAGGUCGUCAGGUGA
Paralichthys olivaceus (Japanese flounder) is the source of this 559-nucleotide messenger RNA. The record is from RefSeq and is a predicted model, not a curated record. Lineage: Eukaryota; Metazoa; Chordata; Actinopteri; Pleuronectiformes; Paralichthyidae.